GGAAACGAAAAGAGUGCGUGCGUUUCAUUUUGGGCCCCUUUUUUUAGGAAGAAGAAGAAGAAGAGAGAGCGAAAUUGUUAAUCAUCGUCUUUGAUCCGAGCUUCAGAUUCAUCUGCAAGGAGAUCUCCACAGAUCCGCAGACCAAAUCGACUCCACUAUUUUCUUCUCUUUCGAUCUCUGGAAACCUAUUAGAGUUUUAAAAGUUGUUGCUUUUGCUAAUUUAUCGAUUAACGAAGCCUUCAAUUUGAACCCUGAUUCUGAGGUUCGAUCCUGGGUGGUUGCCUUUUUGGGCGAGCGAUUCAUUGAAACGAUUUGAAGACCACCAGAUGCGAGGAAACAGGCAAUCAGAGACCACAGAGCUGAAGAUCCCGAUCAGUUUAUAACGAUGUCUGCCCAAAAGAUAGAGACUGGCCACCAGGACAUGGUCCAUGACGCAGUUAUCGACUACUAUGGCAAGCGCCUUGCCACUGCCAGCUCUGACUCCACGGUUAAAAUCUUCACCGUCUCAGCCUCCUCAUCUCAACUCCUUGCAACCCUAACAGGCCAUCACGGUCCUGUGUGGCGGCUUGCCUGGGCUCAUCCGACGUUCGGCUCAAUCCUUGCCUCCUGCAGCUACGAUGGCAAAGUUAUCAUAUGGAAGGAGGGCGCUUCGCCAGCCCAGUGGACCCAAGUCCAUGUUUUCACUGACCACAAAUCGUCUGUGAAUUCGAUUGCAUGGGCCCCAUACGAACUUGGGCUCUGCCUCGCUUGUGGGUCAUCUGAUGGGUCCAUCUCGGUCUUCAAGGCCCGGUCUGAUGGCGGCUGGGAUACUACAAGAAUCGAACGGGCUCACCCAGUUGGUGUCACCUCUGUCUCUUGGGCUCCUCCAAUGGCUCCUGGAUCGCUUGUCAGCUCGGGACCGCUAGUUCAGAAGAUUGUGUCGGGUGGCUUUGACAGUGUCGUUAAGGUGUGGGAGUUCGUUAAUGGGAACUGGAAAUUGGAGAGCUGCCCUAAAGUUCAGUUGCAUGCUGAUUGGGUGAGAGAUGUGGCAUGGGCGCCAGGUUUGGGAUCGAAGUCGACCAUUGCAAGUUGUUCUCAGGAUGGUCUUGUAGUAAUAUGGGCUAGAGGGAAAGAGGGGGAGCAGUGGCAGGGCAAGGUUAUGAAUGAUUUUCAAACUCCUGUUUGGAGGCUUUCCUGGGCGUUGACUGGGAAUAUAUUGUCGGUCGCUGAUGGUAACAGCAAUGUUACUCUGUGGAAAGAGGUGGCAAACGGGCAGUGGGAGCAGGUGAUGAAGGUUGAGCCAUAGGAAUUAAUCGUCGGCUUUGUUUUUGUUGUUUUUUUUUUUUUUUUUGUUUCUGAUAGUACCGUCUUCAUAUUUUUGGUUGGGUAUGUUGUUCGACAUCUAUUCAGCAGUCUCUGGGUUGUUCUUCUAUUGCAUUUUGUUCUUGGCUGUGGUUUCUUUGGGUUAUCAGACUCGUCGUCUGAUUACUUUUUCCUCUCACACUCAUUAUGAUUUAGAUAUGUACCUUAUGGAAUAUCUUGUAUUUGAGCAUCCUUUCGUCCUCCCUUUUGGCUUGCUCGACAUUAUUAAUUCUUAAUAACAGCAGUAGUAUUGAAAGUUUUAAA
This is a messenger RNA of Ananas comosus (pineapple), 1605 nucleotides long. RefSeq names its product protein transport protein SEC13 homolog B-like. The transcript is spliced from 3 exons. Bases 386 to 1285 code for a protein of 299 amino acids. Gene Ontology annotation, molecular function: structural molecule activity; protein binding. Gene Ontology annotation, biological process: COPII-coated vesicle budding; protein import into nucleus. Lineage: Eukaryota; Viridiplantae; Streptophyta; Magnoliopsida; Poales; Bromeliaceae. Gene Ontology annotation, cellular component: nuclear pore outer ring; COPII vesicle coat. The record is from RefSeq and is a predicted model, not a curated record.